AUUUCAUUUUAAAUUUUUAAUUUCUGUCUAAAUCGCAAAAUUUGUUUCAUUUCAUGCAACAAGCACAACCAAAAUUUCACUCACACUCACUUCACUCUUCCAUUUCUCUCUCAUUUCAUUUCACUCUCUCAGCUCUUUUCUUCUCUCUCAUUUCAAACCCUUUUUUUUCAGUUAACAAUCAAACAUUAACCGCUCGGGUUUUCAGUUAGCUCAUGGAGACGCUUUUUUAGCGUUUUCCUCAGCUUGAAGAUCAAUACUUACGAUUUGGGUUUUCUGUUCAGCUCGCUGAGACGCUCUAAUUUCACACAGUUUUUCGUUUCUGAGGAGCUGUAGAUUUACGAAGGAAGUGAUGGAAGAUAAUCCUACUUCAAGUGUUUUAGAUGCGAAGGUCAUUGGCAUCCGUUUUAGUAUGGCUACACGCCAUGAAAUUAGUACUGCAUCCAUUAGCGAUUCCACAAUUAGUCAUGCUAGUCAGCUGGCAAAUCCAUUCCUUGGGCUUCCCCUUGAAUUUGGACGAUGUGAAUCUUGUGGCACUUCUGAAGCAGGAAAAUGCGAAGGCCACUUUGGAUAUAUUGAACUUCCAGUUCCAAUAUACCAUCCUAGCCAUGUUACUGAGUUGAAGAAAAUACUGAGCCUGGUCUGCCUAAACUGCUUAAAACUGAAGAAAACAAAGUUUCCUUCUUCAAGCAGUGGAUUGGCACAGAGUUUAUUAUCUCCCUGUUGUGAGGAUGUCAAUGCCGCACAAGUUUCUAUUCGGGAGGUCAAAACAGCUGAUGGGGCUUGUUACUUGGCACUGAAGGUUUCAAAGUCAAAGAUGCAUGACGGUUUUUGGGGUUUUUUAGAAAAAUAUGGCUAUCGCUAUGGGGGUGAUCAUACUCGAGCUUUGCUUCCUUGUGAGGUGAUGGAAAUUAUCAAAAGAUUCCCACAAGAAACAAAUAGGAAACUUGCUAUAAAAGGAUAUUUUCCUCAAGAUGGAUAUGUUUUGAAAUACCUUCCGGUACCACCAAAUUGCUUGUCCGUGCCAGUAGUUUCAGAUGGUGUCAGUGUCAUGUCUUCGGAUCCUGCCAUGACAAUUCUUAGAAAAUUGCUUAGGAAGGUUGAAAUCAUCAGAAGUUCUAGAUCAGGUGAACCAAACUUUGAGUCUCAUCAAGUGGAAGCUAACGACUUGCAAUCAGUGGUUGAUCAGUAUCUUCAAGUUAGGGGUACUUCUAAGGCAACACGAGAUAUAGAAACACGUUAUGGGGUUAAUAAAGAGCUGAAUGAUUCCUCAACAAAAGCAUGGUUAGAGAAAAUGAGGACUUUAUUUAUAAGAAAGGGUUCAGGUUUUUCUUCCCGUAAUGUGAUAACUGGAGAUGGCUAUAAGAAGAUAAAUGAAGUAGGAAUUCCACUUGAGGUUGCUCAAAGGAUAACAUUUGAGGAGAGAGUAAGCAUACAUAACAUCCGUUAUUUACAAAAGUUGGUUGAUGAAAAUAUGUGCUUGACAUACAAGGAAGGUGUGUCAACUUACUCAUUAAGGGAGGGCUCAAAGGGGCACACAUAUCUUAAACCUGGUCAAAUAGUGCAUCGGAGGAUUAUGGAUGGGGAUGUUGUCUUCAUCAACAGACCACCUACUACUCACAAACACUCAUUGCAAGCGCUUGUAGUGUACAUCCAUGACGACCACACUGUCAAAAUAAAUCCGCUAAUAUGUGGACCCUUAGGGGCUGAUUUUGAUGGUGACUGUGUCCAUCUUUUUUAUCCCCAGUCACUUGCUGCUAAGGCUGAGGUUUUGGAGCUUUUCUCUGUAGAGAAACAACUUCUCAGCUCUCAUAGUGGUAAUCUGAACCUUCAGUUAUCCACAGAUUCAUUAUUGUCACUCAAGAUGCUAGUCAAGAGUUGUUUUUUGGAUAGAGCAGCAGCAAAUCAAAUGGCCAUGUUUCUUUCAUUGCCUUUGCCAAUGCCUGCUUUGUUUAAGGCUGGUUCUGGCGAUUCUUAUUGGACUUCUGUUCAAAUGUUGCAGUGUGCUUUGCCUUCCUCGUUUGAUUGUACUGGAGGACGAUACUUGAUUAGGCAAAGGGAAAUCUUAGAAUUUGAUUUUACCAGAGAUCUUCUGCCUUCAAUUAUAAAUGAAGUAGCGGCCUCAAUUUUUUUUAGCCAGGGUCCUAAGGAGGCACUGAAUUUCUUUGAUGUGCUCCAGCCCUUUCUGAUGGAAAACAUAUUUGCUCAUGGAUAUAGUGUUGGAUUGCAAGACUUUUCAAUAUCCAGGGCAGUGAAAAGGGUUAUCAAUAGAAGCAUUGGGAAAAUUUCUCCUUUGUUGCAUCAGCUGAGGGUCGUAUACAAAGAGCUGGUGGCACAACAACUGGAGAAACACAUGCAAGAUAUUGAACUCCCUGUCAUAAAUUUUGCUUUGAAGUCAACCAAACUUGGAGAUUUGAUUGAUUCGAAGAGUAAGUCAGCUCUUGACAAGGUGGUUCAACAGAUUGGCUUCUUAGGCCAACAACUCUUUGAGAGAGGAAAGUUUUAUUCCAAGGGAUUGGUUGAGGAUGUAGGUUCUCAUUUUCACGUGAAGUGUUUCUAUGAUGGGGAUGGUUAUCCCUCUGCUGAGUUUGGGUUGCUCAAAGGAUGUUUCUUUCAUGGUUUAGAUCCAUAUGAAGAGUUGGUGCAUUCAAUUGCAACAAGAGAAAUAAUUGUCCGCUCUUCUAGAGGAUUAUCUGAACCAGGCACACUAUUUAAGAACUUGAUGGCCAUUCUCCGGGAUGUUGUGAUUUGCUAUGAUGGAACCGUGAGAAAUGUAUGUAGUAAUUCCAUCAUCCAGUUUGAGUAUGGCAUACAAUCUGGAGACAAAUCCCAGCCCUUAUUCCCAGCUGGUGAGCCUGUUGGUGUCUUAGCUGCAACUUCCAUGUCAAACCCUGCCUAUAAAGCCGUCCUUGAUGCUAGUCCUAGCAGCAAUUCUUCCUGGGAGUUUAUGAAGGAAAUACUCCUUUGCAAGGUGAACUUUAGGAAUGAACCAAAUGAUCGUCGAGUAAUUCUAUAUUUGAAUGAUUGUGAUUGUGGGAGGAGUUACUGUCGUGAAAAUGCUGCAUAUUUGGUUAAAAAUCAAUUGAGAAAAGUAAGCCUCAAGGAUGCAGCACUAGAUUUCACUGUUGAAUACCAGCAGCAGCGAAGACGCAAUGAUGGUUCUGAAGAUGCAGGCCUUGUUGGUCAUAUUCAUCUGAAUGAGGCGAUGUUAGAGAAGCUGAAGAUCAAUAUGUCUGAAGUUUACCAAAAAUGCCAAGAAAGACUUAAUUCCUUUAGUCGGAAGAAGAAAGUUUUCCAUUUUUUUAGGAAAACUGAACUGUUUUUCAGCGAGUCUUGCUCUUCUCUGAAUUCUUCUGCCCCUUGUGUAACAAUCCUUUGGCCGGAUGGUGAUGAUUUAGACCAAACCACUAAAGUCCUUGCUGACAUGAUCUGCCCAGUUCUUUUAGAUACAAUAAUCCAAGGAGAUCCUCGUAUCAGCUCGGCAAAUAUAAUUUGGGUUAAUCCAGGCACGAACACAUGGGUUCGUAACCCUUCCAAAUCUUCUAAUGGUGAAUUAGCACUGGAUGUCAUUCUUGAAAAGGAAGCUGUUAAACAAAGUGGUGAUGCUUGGAGGAUCAUACUUGAUUCCUGCCUUCCUGUUCUCCAUUUGAUUGAUACUCGGCGUUCUACCCCUUAUGCUAUUAAGCAAAUUCAAGAACUACUGGGGAUAUCAUGUACUUUUGACCAAGCGAUUCAGCGUCUUGCAGCAUCAGUAAGAAUGGUGGCAAAAGGUGUUCUCAGAGAGCAUCUCAUUCUCUUAGCAAGUAGUAUGACUUGUGGUGGGAAUUUGGUUGGUUUUAAUACAGGUGGUUAUAAAACACUGGCACGCCAAUUGAAUAUUCAAGUACCAUUCACCGAUGCAACACUCUUUACUCCUCGAAAAUGCUUUGAAAGAGCUGCUGAGAAACGCCAUGCAGACUCUUUGUCAAGCAUUGUUGCCUCCUGUUCCUGGGGUAAACAUGUGGCAGUUGGUACAGGAUCAAGAUUUGAUAUUGUAUGGGAUCCCAAAGAGGUAAAAUCAAAUGAGAUUGAAGGGAUGGAUGUUUACAAUUUUCUUAACAUGGUCAAAGGCCUUGCCAAUGGGGACGAAGAAAACAACGCUUGUUUGGGUGAGGACAUUGAUGAUUUGCUAGACGAUGAUAAUAUGGACUGGGGUAUGUCCCCAGAGCAUACCUCUGGAUUUGAUGCUGUCUUUGAUGAGAGUUUUGAACUACUGAAUGGUUCAACAUCCAAUGGUUGGGAUUCAAAUAAAGAUCAGAACAAAACAACAACAAAUGAUUGGUCUGGUUGGGGACAAAAUAAAUCUGAAAUACAAGUUGAUGUGGCUGAAACGGACCAAUGGGGCUCUGGGAGCACUCAAAAGUGGAAAGCUGAUAUUACCAAAGAAGACUCUUCAAAAUCUGGCGCUUGGGAGACCGGCACAAAUCAAAAUAGUGAUCAGCCGUCAUGGGGAGGAAAUAAAACCGGAGUACAAGAUGAUGGAGUGGUAAAGACCCAAUGGGAGUCUGGGAGCUCUCAAAAGUUGAAAUCUGAUAUUAACAAAGACUCUUCAAAGUCUGGCGCUUGGGAGGCCAGCACAAAUCAAAAUAAUGAUCAGCCGUCAUGGGGAAGAAAUAAAUCUGGAGUACAAGAUGAUGGAGCAGUAAAGACCCAAUGGGAGUCUGGGAGUUCUCAAAAGUGGAAAACUGAUGUUAUUCAAGAAAACUCCUCAAAGUCUGGCGCUUGGGAGGCCAACACAAAUAAAAACAGUGAUCAGCCUUCUUGGGGCAAAAAUAAAUCUGGAAUACAAGAUGAUGGAGCGGUAAAGACCCAAUGGGAGUCUGGGAGUUCUCAAAAGUGGAAAACUGAUGUUAUUCAAGAAGACUCCUCAAAAUCUGGCGCUUGGGAGGCCAACACAAAUAAAAACAGUGAUCCGCCUUCUUGGGGCAAAAAUAAAUCUGGAAUACAAGAUGAUGGAGCGGUAAAGACCCAAUGGGAGUCUGGGAGUUCUCAAAAGUGGAAAACUGAUGUUAUACAAGAAGACUCCUCAAAGCCUGGUGCUUGGGAGGCCAACACAAAUAAAAACAGUGAUCAGCCUUCUUGGGGCAAAAAUAAAUCUGGAAUACAAGACGGAGCAGAAAAGGCCCAAUGGGAGUCUGGAAGCUCUCAAAAGUGGAAAGCUGGUGUUGUUCAAGAAGACUCUUCAAAGUCUGGUUCUUGGGGGGCCAAUACAAAUCAAAAUAGUGAUCAGCCUUCUUGGGGUAAAAAUAAAUCUGGAAUACAAGACGGAGCAGAAAAGGCCCAAUGGGAGUCUGGAAGCUCUCAAAAGUGGAAAGCUGGUGUUGUUCAAGAAGACUCUUCAAAGUCUGGUUCUUGGGGGGCCAAUACAAAUCAAAAUAGUGAUCAGCCUUCUUGGGGUAAAAAUAAAUCUGGAAUACAAGACGGAGCAGAAAAGGCCCAAUGGGAGUCUGGAAGCUCUCAAAAGUGGAAAGCUGGUGUUGUUCAAGAAGACUCUUCAAAGUCUGGUUCUUGGGGGGCCAAUACAAAUCAAAAUAGUGAUCAGCCUUCUUGGGGUAAAAAUAAAUCUGGAAUACAAGACGGAGCAGAAAAGGCCCAAUGGGAGUCUGGAAGCUCUCAAAAGUGGAAAGCUGGUGUUGUUCAAGAAGACUCUUCAAAGUCUGGUUCUUGGGGGGCCAAUACAAAUCAAAAUAGUGAUCAGUCUUCUUGGGGAAGAAAUAAAUCUGGAGAACAAGAUGGAGCUGAAAGGUCCCAAUGGGCGUCUGGGAGCUCUCAAAAGUCUGGUGCUUGGGAGGCCAACCCAAGUCAAAAGUGGAAUGCUGAUCUAGUACAAGAAGACUCUUCUAGAUCUAACAAUGAUGAAUCAAAAACAAACUCAGGUGGUUGGAAAGCUUGGGGAAGUAGUAAAACUGAAGUACAUGAGGGCGAGUCUAAAAAAGUACAAGAGGAUUCUUGGAAAUCUCAGAAAUGGAAAGCUGGAGCUGAUGUUACCCAAGACUCUCCCAAAAUGGGUUCUUGGGGUGCAACCAAAGAUGCAACAAAACCCAAAUCGAAUGAUUGGUCCUCCUGGGGAAAGAAAAAAGAUGAAAUACAUGAUGGUGGGUCAGAAAAAAUCCAAGAGGAUUCUUGGAGCUCUGGUAAGCGGAAAGCUGAAUCAAAGUCUGUGGCUGAUGUUAUGCAAGAAGACUCUUCUAAAUCCAAUACCUGGGAACAUAAGUCUGAUGAUGUAAAGGACAGUUGGGAUGCCAAAGUGCCAGUUGCCAAUAGUUCUUGGGGAAAACCCAAAUCACAAGAAAACCAACCUUGGGAUUCCAAGAAUGAGUCAAAUCCAACUGCAAGUUCACGUGGAUGGGACUCGCAAGUUGCUUCUGCUAAUUCUGAUAGUGACAAAAAUUUUCAGUGGGGGAAACCAGGAAGAGAAUCAUUCAAGAAAAACCGUUUUGAAGGUUCACAAGGAUCACAAGGUUGGGGUUCAAAUGCUGGUGACUGGAAAAACAAGAAUCGCCCUGCCAGACCACCUGGACCGAGGUUGGAUUUAUACUCUUCUGAGGAGCAAGAUAUUCUGAAGGAUAUUGAACCUAUUGUGCAGUCCAUCAGAAGAAUCAUGCAACAACAAGGGUACAAUGAUGGUGAUCCACUAGCUGCUGAAGACCAACAAUAUGUGCUUGAGAAUGUCUUUGAACAUCAUCCAGAUAAAGAAACAAAAAUGGGUGUCGGGAUUGACCAUGUCAUGGUUAGCAGACACAGCAAUUUUCAGGAGAGCCGAUGCUUUUAUGUGGUUUUAAAAGAUGGUAAGAAAGAAGACUUUUCUUACCGCAAGUGCCUUGAAAGCUUUGUAAGGAAGAAAUAUGCAGACACAGCCGAAUCUUUCUGUGGAAAAUAUUUCAGAAAGCCCCGUCCAAAGAGGGACCAGAUUGCAAAUUCAGGAGGGGAACAAACUGCAAAUCCAGGAGGGGAGCAAACUGCAACUCCAGGAGGGGAGCAGACCACAACUCCAAAUGGAGGGGAGCAGACUGCUACCCCAACUCCAGGAGGGGAGCAGACUACUAUCUCAAUUCCAGGAGGGGAGCAGACCACUACUCCAAUGCCUAUGGAAACCAAUGAGUAGAAGUUGAAAGUUGUGUCCAUAAUAUUGUGUACAGAGCACACUUGAGGCAACUGAGUAGUUUGUCACAACCGACCAAUGUUCCUGUAGGAAAGGUUUCCCAUUUUGUUUGUGUUGUCUCAGCUUCAUAGUUACUCUUUUUUAGCCUGUGAUUGAUGAUGAUAGAACAAAUGCAAAUGUUUAUAUUUUCAACAUUUGAAUGUAAUAGCUCGUGAUGUGCCUGGCAAACUACCCUGCUCAUCAUUUUAUCUAACCACUCAAUCUCAUUCGGCUUCCAGACAUUGACCAAACCACUGUACAUGAAUGGAAACCUUUUUUUUUGUUUCAUGAAUUAGCUCUUGGCUGUUAUUCUGUGAAUAGGUUAUCCAGCAUUCUAAACUUCUGUAUAGUGGUAGAUUUAUUUGGUUAUAUUUUUCUCCUUUGUCUCAUUUGUGCAAUUCAAUGCACAAACGAGUCCUGAGUGUCAUUUAACUGCUUUUUUCUGUAACCAAUUUUGUGGUAUGUUUAGGUUUAUGCAAUGUUUGCUUGUAUUAA
Cicer arietinum (chickpea) is the source of this 7672-nucleotide messenger RNA. RefSeq names its product DNA-directed RNA polymerase V subunit 1. Gene Ontology annotation, molecular function: DNA binding; DNA-directed RNA polymerase activity. The record is from RefSeq and is a predicted model, not a curated record. NCBI's taxonomy places the organism in Eukaryota, Viridiplantae, Streptophyta, Magnoliopsida, Fabales, Fabaceae. Gene Ontology annotation, biological process: DNA-templated transcription.